CAGCAGCAGGAGGAGGAGGAGGCGGAGGCGCGCGCCAUGUCGUUCAGUGAGAUGAACCGCAGGACGCUGGCGUUCCGAGGAGGCGGGCUGGCCACGGGCGGCGGCGGCGGCGGCGGAGGAGGCGCAGGCGGAGGAGGAGGAGGAGGAGGCGGCGGCGGCCCCGCCACGAACAAUGCCGCCGGCGGGGAGGCCUGCGCUUGGCCUCCGCAGCCGCAGCCGCGACAGCCCGCGCCGCCCGCGCCGCUGCAGCCCAAUGGGCGCGGGGCGGACGAGGAGAUGGACUCGGAGGGCCUGGAGCCCCAGGACGCGGAGGCCGCCGGGGCGGCGGGGGCGGCCGGGGCGGCCGGGGCCGGCGAGGACGCCAAGGAGUCGCUGCUCCCCCAGGACGCGGGCGGCCCCGCCUCGCUGGGCGGCGGCGGCGGCGGCGCGGGCGGCCCCCUGCUCGCCGAGAGGAACCGUCGGACUCUGGCCUUCCGCGGCGGGGGCGCCGGGGGUCCCGGCCACGCCGGCCCGAGCCGCGGCCGCCCCGAGCCCCCGGCCUGGCUGCCCGGGCGCAUGAACGGGCGCGGGCCGGCGGCCGCGGAGCCCGACGCGCUGGACGGGAAGGAGGCGGCGAUGCAGGACGGCGCGUCCCUGAGCGACAGCAGCGACGACGACGAGGACGAGGACGGGGCGAGCCCCGGCCCCUGCCCAGGCCUCGGCCCCGGCUCCGGCCCCGGCGGCCGGCCGGGAGGCGACGGCGCGGACGAAGCGGAGGGCGCAGACGCCGCCGUGCAGCACUUGGCGCUCGCCAGGCCCAAGUCCCUCAUGCAGAAGCUGCAGAGCUGCUUCCAGCCCUCCUGGCUCAAGGACUUCCCGUGGCUGCGCUACUCCAGGGACACCGGCCUCAUGUUCUGCGGCUGGUGCCACCAGGCCCCCGAGGACGCGGCCGCCGCCGCCGACCUCGCCCUCGCCCAGCCCGGGCACGACGAGCUUUCGCGGGGGACCCGCAACUACAAGAAGACCCUGCUGCUCAGGCACCACGUCUCCGCAGAGCACAGGCUCCACGAAGCCAACGCCCAGGAGUCAGAAAUGCCGUCAGAGGAGGGGUACUGUGACUUUAAUAGUAGGCCAAAUGAGAACUCUUAUUGCUAUCAGCUUCUUCGGCAACUAGAUGAACAGAGAAAGAAAGAUAUUCUUUGUGACGUCAGCAUCGUUGUGAGCGGGAAAAUCUUUAAAGCUCACAAGAACAUCCUGGUUGCAGGCAGCCGUUUCUUUAAGACUUUAUAUUGUGUUUCAAACAAAGAAAGCCCUAACCAAAACAAUACUACCCACCUAGAUAUUGCUGCAGUUCAAGGAUUUUCAGUCAUCCUGGACUUCCUGUAUUCUGGGAACCUGGUGCUCACAAGCCAAAACGCCAUUGAAGUUAUGACCGUGGCCAGCUACCUUCAAAUGAGCGAAGUCGUGCAGACCUGCCGGAACUUCAUUAAAGAUGCCUUAAAUAUAAGCAUUAAGUCAGAAGCUCCAGAGUCUGUGGUUGUGGACUAUAACAAUAGAAAACCAGUUAGUAGAGACAGCCUGGUGGCAUCACGGGAUCAAAAAAUUGCCAGCUUUUGGGCAACACGGAACCUUACCAAUCUGGCAAGCAAUAUAAAAAUUGAAAAUGAUGGUUGUAAUGUCGAUGAGGGCCAAAUAGAAAGCUACCAGAUGAAUGACAGUGACUGGGUCCGGGACCCUUCUCCUGAAUUGACUGAAAAUGAAUCUCAUGGUAAAACAAAAGUGUUUAUUUGGAAUAAUGUAGGCUCUCAGGAGACAGGCAAAGCACGGAGGAAAAACCAAACUACAAAAAGAUUUGUUUAUAAUAUACCACCUAAUAAUGAAAGAGGGUUAGAAGAUUGCUCAGUGAUGCAGCCACCGGUUGCCUAUCCAGAAGAACAUAAGGCCUUACUCAUCAAGGAAGAACCAGAUUUGGACGGUGCACUGCUCUCAGGGCCUGAUGGUGAUAGGACUGUGAACACAAAUUUAUUGGCUGAAGCCUGCAGUGGUCAAGAUGCAGGAGAUGCUGGAGCAUCACAUGAUUUCAAGUAUGCGUUGCUACCUGGCACUUCAAGUGAUUUCAAGUAUGAGUUACUACCAAGUACUUCAAGUGAUUUGAAAUAUGGAUUGCUACAAGGUGCUCCGAAUGAUUUCAAGUUCGGAUUAUUGCCAGACUCUUGGCCCAAACAAGAAACAUGGGAAAAUGGUGACUCAUCUCUAAUCAUGAACAAGUUAAAAUGCCCUCACUGUAGCUAUGUAGCCAAAUACAGACGAACACUAAAAAGGCACUUGCUCAUCCAUACUGGAGUAAGAUCGUUUAGCUGUGACAUUUGUGGAAAGCUGUUUACAAGAAGAGAACAUGUAAAAAGACAUUCCCUGGUGCAUAAAAAGGAUAAAAAAUACAAAUGCAUGGUGUGUAAGAAGAUCUUCAUGUUAGCGGCCAGUGUUGGAAUAAGACAUGGAUCUCGACGCUAUGGAGUAUGUAUGGACUGUGCGGAUAAAUCACAGCCAGCCGGGCAAGAAGGUGUAGAUCAGGGACAGGAUGCAGAGUUCCCCAGGGAUGAAGAGUAUGAGGAGAAUGAAGGAGGAGAGCCUGAGGACGAGCUGGCUGAGAAUGGAGACGAUCAGAACGACGUGUCUCGAUGGGAUGAAUCAGGAGAUGUUUGUAUGUCUCUGGAUGAUUAACUGACCUACUAUAUUCCUCAAGAAUGCUGCAUUUGGACAUACUAUGAAUCGACAAUUUGGAUUGUUGAACUUGAAGGCUUGCAAAAUAUGGUACAUGCUGGAUGGUAGUUAUGUUGCUGUGAAAACUGUAGGGUUAAAGCCUUAUAGGAAAAAAAAAAUUUUUUUUUUUGUUUUUUUUUAUAUUUGCACAGGACUGUACAGCAGACAACCAUGUGGUUGGAUACACGGAGUCCCCACAUUCAGUCAGUUAUCAAAGUAAAAUAUUUUUAUUUAUAGGAUAUACAGUUAACUAUUGGGGUUCUAUAAAACACAGAACUUGUCCUUUAUAGAGUCUACAUUCAUGUGCCACUUGAACAUGAAUGAAAGUCCAUUUAUGGAAGGACAGUGACAGUUGACCCAAUCACUCUGUCAAUCAAACCACUCAGGCUAGUUUGUACUAGUAGAGUUUUGUUUCUAUUUUUAUUUUAUUAAUUUUAUUUUUUUAAGACAGAUUUUCAGUGAGGGGCCUUUUCAACCCCAUUGGUUCUGUUUUCUUGUAUUUUUUUUUCAUUUGCUUCAUAACUUAAACCAAGUGUCUUCUGUCUUAGAUAUUAUUCUUAAUUUGUGCUGAUAGGCGUGUUUAUAAGAACUGGAGAGGUAAUUUAUUGGAAUGAACUAAGUGACUCCCCUGUCCCUCCCUCCCUUUUCUGACAUGAAUUUUACUACUUCACGAAUGAAGAAUGAUGUUGCGAAGUUGCCAUGGUGAAGAUGAUAAAUACCACUAAAAUGAUUAUGACUUAGAAGUGACUUUUUCCUGCUGCUCGGAUCUGAUAAAUGGUUACUAUAUGAUGUUUCCUGACAUGGUUUUGGUUUUGGGUAUCUGUUACUUUGGCACUAUUCUUGUUUGCCUCUUUUUAUUUUUGCCAGUGUACUAUACCUCAGCCUUAUGAAAUACAGACGUAUAAUUGAAGAAAAGUCAUAGAAAAAUACAUGAAAUGAUUUGUUUUAUAAUUUACCCUCCAUGUCCAGUUUGGCUAGUCUGUUAUGCAAUAUAAGUGAAAUAUCAGGUUUUUCCUCCUGUGCCCUUUUUUAUCAUUAAAAUCAACACAAAAUGUGCAUUCUCUUUUGUUUCAUACUUACCGGGAUGUUGAGUGUUUUUUACACUGUGGCUGAUAAUUUAUUUUCCAUUCCUUAAAGUCCCCACAGCUUGAAGAGAUCUUUAUAGUUACCGUGAUCCAACAAUCUGCAAGAAUACCGCAAAUGAAGUGUUCAGAGCCCUUAUUGUCCAUUAUUAAAUUCUUCAGUUGAAUUUGUUAGAUUUAUUUUGCCUGGUGACAGAUGAAUUAGCAGAUAGUGGAACUCUGAGCAGAUUUUUUUACAUGCUAACAUGACAACAAGUAUCAGGAGCAUAUUGUAUAUUGUAUAAUAUUGAGAGACAGCAUAUUUUCAACUUUCUUUUAAAUACAAAUUGAGUAUAUUUUCCUAUUUUAUAUCAGGUAACUAAAUUACGCCAGUUGCGUGGGAGAAAACCACAGAGCUGCUUUGACAGAUAGUCUUUUGGUGCUCCAUCUAGUCAAAGUUGAGAAGCUAAUUUUCUCUUUAAAGAGAUAGACUUGAUCAUUGCCUCUGAUUUCAGUAGAAUGAUGGUUUGAUAUUGACAGUGACUUUCUGCAUGGAUAGGUCAGAGAGGAGAUACUAGUGUUUCCUUGUGAGAUGCACCUGGCGCCCUCCAAGUUCUGAUGGCAGUCUCUGCACACCGGGGAGCCUGGCAGAAGAGUGUCUUGUUUGGGUUUGACUUUUGUUUGAAUUGAAGAGUACACCUUAUUCUCAGUGUUUGAAACAAACGAGUACAAUGUAACUCUAGUAAACUCCAAAGUAGACAUAGUCGGGCAGAAAUAUUAUGAAUGAAAAAGUAUUUUAAAGGUAAAUGUUCUGCUUUGUGAAUAUGUAAGUAUAGUAUAAAGAUUUCUUUCAUCCCAUUUAUGCCCUCCCUUUAAAAUAAACAUAGUUUACAAUGGGUAGAUCUGUCUAUAUAUAAAUAUAUAUUAAAGAGCAAAUAUAUAUAUUUAAAAAUCACCUAAAUCUGCUUUAUUAGACAGUAGUUCACUUAUUGCAUAGAAACUGGACUUGGCUUUACAUUCUUAAUGUACUUUAUUUUACUCGAGAAAUGACCUUAUCUUGAAACAGAAUUUCUUUUAUUACUUAAAAUCGUUUAUGUAUAUCUGGUAAAUUAUGACCAAAUUUUUGUUAGAUUGCAUACAGUAAAUUGAAAUACACAUUUGGUACACUACGGGAUUGUUGUGCUUUUGUUUUGGUUUUAGUUGGAAACAAGUUUGAUGUAGACGACUUAUUACUGUUAAUUUAAAAAUAUUCUAUAAUUGUCCAUUGCCUUUUAUGUCGUGUUGUGACAGAUUUGGCUAUAUUUUUAGUCAUCUGAAAUAUACUUUAAAAAGUUUGUUUUUAGGUAAUCCAAAGGAAAAAAUGUUUAUACUCUUGAAUAUAUAUUUGCCUCAGCCUAUAUAAAAGUUUCUUUGAAGUAAACACUUUACCAGAAACAGAAUUGACAGAUUUUUCUACUUGCUGACUGCCUAAGUUAUUUUGUUUCAUGGUCUUGAAGGAAUUACCUUUUUCCUUCUAGAUCUUUUUUAAAAAUACUUUUAGUACUAAGGUAUACUACUGGACGUUUCUAUUUUUUUAAGUAUAUUUCUUUUCUGACAAUACAACUUCAGGAAAUUGAUAAAUUGCUUAAGAACUUUUGAUUGGUCUCAGAAAGGUAAUGGAUUGAAUACUCAUAAUUUUGUCUGGAGCCUGGCAGAGUUAUGUUGUACAUUUGGUGAAGUUUUUCUUGUAAUUUAUAUUUUAAAUAAAAUAUUUUUAGAGUUUUUAAUUUUAAUGAAGGGGAAGAGCAUACACUUUCAUAUUCCACAGUGAUAAUGCCAUGUCAUAAAUUCAGAUUACAUGUUAUUUCUCCCAGACAGACUUCUUCCAUAUGGCCCCUCAUUUGUCAUGGUUCUUAACUCUCAUUUUUUUUUUCUUAUUUUCUAGACAGGUUGCUAAAUUUUAACACCCUAGUGAUCAGGAGCUUGGGGGUGUGCAGUAUUAUAUUGGCAGAGGAAAAUGGACAAUAACCAGUAGUUUUAAAUUUGGGGGUAAAAAACACUACCUGGCUUAAGUUGAACCAUCCUAAUGAAGAGUGAGUUAAUUCAUUGCAUUUUCAAUAAAUACCAGAGCACACCAAAUAUGCAGUACAUACUAGUUGUUUGUUAGUAGAUAUGAGCCACGAGGAAAAAGUAAAAGCUAGUAUAAAGGGAGAAAUCAGGAAGGAAGUUAAGGCCUGGGACUUGGAAAGGGCUGGACCAUGCCUGAGGGUAAAAUGUGGGGAGCAAUGACAGGCAGGCUCUGAGAACGUAAUGGUGUAUCGUUUGAGCUUUCUCUGAACGUGGUAUAGGAGGGUUAGAACCAUUCCCCUGACUCUCUUGGUAUGCCUACGCCUUUGUGUUGUCUGCCUUAUUUUUUUCUAGUCUCUAAAGUAGGUGCUAUUCUCUUUUACAGAUGAGGCUCAGAGAAACUCCGGGCCCUUGCCUGACUAACUACCACAGCUUACCAGAUCUGGUUGUGAGCCCAGCUCUUUUAGGAGGCUCUAUCAGUGCCUCAUAAAACAACCUUUUUUUGUAAAUUUAUAUUCUUCCUGUAAAAUGGCUACAUUAGGAAUUUUGUAUUCUUUCAGACCUCCAGUGAGCAUCCUUACCACACUUUUCUUCUGGUAGAGUUGUUUUUGUCAGUGACUUAACACACCUCAGUGUAGGCGAUGCUAAUAGUGAGCUGUGACAUUUCCACUUUUUAAAAGGAUGGUUUUUUAGUCUGAAGAACUAGUGUAAGCCUCAUUUUUUGUGCCGUUCAGUCACCCGGAUCCUUAAGCUUAACUAUGGUACCUAACCUCCACAGUUAGAACUUGGUCAUUUUAGGAUUGAAAAUAGGAUUAUUUAUUUUGUUCCUUCCCUGCUGUAUCCCAGCCUUCAAGUGAAGUUGAACAAGGUAGUUUAAAACAUGUUAGGGAUAAGCACACUUUCAAAGAUGUUUUGUAGCCCUAAAUUUUAGAAUAUUUUGGGUAUUAAAUCUGGAAUAUACAAGCUACUAAGAACAAAAUUUGGGGUUCAGGAAAUAGGUGAUUGAGGCCAUCAUGAUGUGGGAGAGUCAGAAUCUUAAACACUGUAAACAGAAAACUUUCUUCUGCCUGCUGUUUGUAAAAGCUCUCUGGGAAGAUCUUUUACAAAGACCAAUUUUUUUUUUUUUAAUGUAAUUUACCUACCUACUAUAAGUGUCCUGAGACAUGUAUGUAAACCUCCAAAACCUGUUUGUCUGUGUAUUUAGAAAAUACACAAGAAUCUUUAUCAAAUUUAAAAUAUAAACUUGUGAGCACUAAA
Molecule: messenger RNA, 7103 nt
Organism: Phodopus roborovskii (desert hamster)
Lineage: Eukaryota; Metazoa; Chordata; Mammalia; Rodentia; Cricetidae
Gene: Zbtb10
Product: zinc finger and BTB domain containing 10
Exons: 6
Coding region: 37-2700 (887 amino acids)
Biological process (GO): regulation of transcription by RNA polymerase II
Molecular function (GO): DNA-binding transcription factor activity, RNA polymerase II-specific; RNA polymerase II cis-regulatory region sequence-specific DNA binding; protein binding
Source: RefSeq, a predicted model, not a curated record